UUCUCCCUUCCCUUUUCUCUCCUUUCCAUCCUUCCUUCCACAGAUGUCUUCAGGGGGUCCAAAAAGUCAAACCACAAUCCUGUGAUAGCUCCCCCCCUCCAUCCUCUUUUCGACAUCCAUUGGAACAGAAGCAGUUGGAGCCAAUCCAUCCAUCCAUCCAUCCAUCCAUCCAUCCAUCCAUCUUGAACUUAAUUGCCCCACCGAUGUCAUGAAUUGCCCUGGAGCCAAAGACCUGCAAACCCAAGCAAUCCAGAUGACCUCAAGAGUGCCUCAUGAGCCCAGCUUCCCACUUCUGAGCUGGAAUAAGAUCCCUUCGGCAUCUGGUUACACCAACUCUCUCUUUGGAGAAGAACAAUGGAUUCAUGAGAAUUCCCCCUUGGCGUGUGACUCAGUAAAAGAGAUGCUUGCUGUUUCUAUUUUUGGCUCCGGAGUUUGCAUAUAAGCUUGGGACUCUGCAUCCUGAGUCAAGGACAGCUUGUCCGGAGCAUCCCUAAGACGACAGGAUGGGUGUAUACGAAGACAGAGGGGAGCAGAUCGAACCAAAAAGGAAGCUGGUUAGUUGGAGAGCCAAGCAUACGUCGUCCAACAGUGGCCGUCCCUUAGAGAUGCUUUAUGCAAUUGGGGGAGUCAGCCCUACCGGCAUCACCGGUGGGGUGGAGCGUUACAACCCCCUGGAUCAUGAGUGGCAAAUCCUGGGCUCGGUCUCGAGGCAGCGGAGUGGCAUCGGGGUGGCUUCCCUUAAUGGAUCCAUCUAUGCAGCAGGUGGCCACGAUGGACUUGUCUGCCUCAAUAGCGUUGAGAGGUAUAUGCCCGAAAUCAAUGAGUGGAAGAGAAACGUCGCACCUCUGAGUGAACCCAAGCAAGAUGUCGCUAUGGCUGAACUCGGCGGUUACUUAUAUUGCGCCGGUGGUUUUGAUGGGCUGGUUUGCCUCAACACAUUGGAAAGAUAUGACCCUGCGCUGGACAGAUGGCAGAAGUUGGCGCCGAUGAAGUGUCGUCGAAAAGGCCUGGGCUUGGCCGUGCUGGAUGGGUAUUUAUAUGCCGUUGGGGGCUCCGAUGGAUAUUCUCCCUUAUGCUCAGUCGAGCGCUACGAUCCCAGAGAAGACCGCUGGGCUCCCUGCCCUCCGCUCCGCAGCUGUCGUGAAAACCUGGGUUGCGUCGCGUUGCAAGGCAAGAUCUACGCCGUCGGUGGGCAGGAUGAAUUGACCGAACUCUGCACCGCGGAGCGCUUUGAUCCCUUCCUCAAUCGAUGGACGCCUGUUAGGCCCAUGAGGUCCAAAAGGAGCAAGGUAAGCCUUGCGGCUAUCAGUGGGUAUCUCCUGGCCAUCGGCGGCUACGACGGCAUCGUUCACGUUUCGACGGUGGAAGCCUUUGACCUGGAUCUCAACGCAUGGAGACGUUUUGGCAACAUGAAGAGCCGUCACCCGGGUGGAGGCGUCACCGUGGUCCAAAUGGCCACGGAAGAUGUGGAAUCCUUUGAGUCCUCUUGGAGCAGAUAACUAGAAGAAGAACAAGAAUUAGUUCUAGGUUCAGAUUAGAGGUAGGGUGAGUUCUUUAGCUAGAUCUAGCAGCGUCAGGACGAAGGAGCUGUAAAUCCAUACCCGAAACAAGAUUAUUUAUUGUAUUCGUUCACUUUCUAUAGCCAUCCCUCUCAGGGUGAUGAACAAUUAAAACAACCGUUAAAACACAUAAAUGAAAAAAUGGAAGUUUGGAGAUACUAUCGUUUUCUCCACUAUUUCUUUUCAGGGUCGGGAUCUCCUUGGAUCCUGGGGUCCUAAUUUUUUCACCAGUGCCUUUCCAGUUGCAUCACUGAAACUCAAAAAUGCUAAAUGAUGGAAUGGAAUUAACAGAAGCAGAAUACGUCUGUUGAGUCCUGAUAUGUUCAAGCACCAUCCUAUUUGGGUUAAGAUACACCUAUGCACAUCUCAUGAUUGAGCCGUGGUGGCGCAGUGGUUAGAGUGCGGCAUUGCAGGUUAACUCUGCCGACUUCCAGCAGUUCGAUCCUGACCGGCUCAAGGUUGACUCAGCCUUCCAUCCUUCCGAGGUGGGUAAAAUGAGGACCCAGAUUGUUGGGGGAAAGAUGCUGAUUCUGUAAACGACUUAGCUAUGGCUGUAAAGCACUGUGAAGCAGUAUUUAAGUUUAAGUGCUAAUAUCUAUCUAUCUAUCUAUCUAUCAUCUAUAUAUUAUCUAUUUGCCAUGAUGGUGCAGUGGUUAGGAUGCAGUAUUGCAAAAUAACUCUGCUGAUUUCCAUGAGUUCGAUCCUGACCGGCUCAAGGUUGACUCAGCCUUCCAUCCAGGCAAUAUAUGUGUUCUGUGACUUUAACAUGAAUAUAUAUUGUGUGACUUUAAAGUUUUACUGCUGUUUCGUUGUAAUGCUGAGUCAUGCUGUAAUUAGAUAAUCACUAGUUGUAAACGUAUUUAAGAAAGGUACUGUAACGUAUUCAGUUGAUGAUAUGCUACUAUUGUGUGUGGAGUUGCUAUCAUUGUGCUAUCAUUGGUGGAUGGAUCUGCUACCAUCGGGGUUUGUUACCACAGUGAACUUGUUAUUCUAACCAACUACUGUUUGUAUGGUAAGAAGAUUUUUGUAUCACUGGACUGAUUUAACUGGCAAAGACUUGGAUUGAUUUAAAGACUAUGAGAUUGUUUUUCUACUAUAAAGUAAGCUUUUGAUAAACCA
Pantherophis guttatus is the source of this 2678-nucleotide messenger RNA. RefSeq lists its product as uncharacterized. NCBI's taxonomy places the organism in Eukaryota, Metazoa, Chordata, Lepidosauria, Squamata, Colubridae. Gene Ontology annotation, molecular function: protein binding. The record is from RefSeq and is a predicted model, not a curated record.